Molecule: messenger RNA, 174 nt
Organism: Dentiscutata heterogama
Lineage: Eukaryota; Fungi; Glomeromycota; Glomeromycetes; Diversisporales; Gigasporaceae
Source: the annotation of a GenBank genome assembly
UUACCUUUGAUUCUUGUAGUAAAUAUUGCAGGAAUUAAUAUUACUGAUAAAGGAUUUUAUCUUGAAUAUAAAGACCUUCCAGAAGAAAUCAGUUUUUCUUCAGAAAACACAAAUAUAAAACAAAGUAAUUAUCAUAUUGCUAAUAUUCGUUUUGAAAAUAUCAAAAAUCAUUAG